This is a messenger RNA of Musca vetustissima, 756 nucleotides long. RefSeq names its product pupal cuticle protein 20 (gene Cpr65Az). Gene Ontology annotation, cellular component: chitin-based extracellular matrix. Gene Ontology annotation, molecular function: structural constituent of chitin-based larval cuticle. The transcript is spliced from 3 exons. The coding region runs from base 1 to 756 and encodes 251 amino acids. Lineage: Eukaryota; Metazoa; Arthropoda; Insecta; Diptera; Muscidae. The record is from RefSeq and is a predicted model, not a curated record.
AUGAAGUUGAUUUUCCUUAUUGUCAUUGGCGUGGCAUGGAGCAAUGCUGUACCAGCGGGCUAUCCAAAAAUGAAGCCACCGGCUAAACAACUACCCAAGCCGGGUGGGGGUGGAGGAGGUGGUAAAGGACCAAGUUCAUCGUAUUUGCCACCAAACCGUAAUGGCGGUGGCGGAGGAGGUGGUGGUAAACCUCCACCUUCCACAUAUUUACCUCCUGGUGGGGGUAAUGGCGGCGGCGGCGGCGGCGGAGGAGGUGGGGGUGGUAAUACUUAUUUACCUCCUGCCGGUGGUGGCGGCGGUGGACCUGGCGGCGGAGGAGGUGGUGGAGCUGGUGGUGGCGGAGGAGGCGGUGGAGGAGGUCCUGUUAUACCAAUAAUCAAAUUCGAAUCUCAGGUUAAUACCGAUGGAUCGUAUAUGUACGAAUAUGAAACCGGCAAUGGCAUUAAUGUUGACGAAAUGGGUUAUUUGAAAAAUGCCGGUGAUAGCGACAAUGAAGCCCAGGUGGCGGAGGGUUCCUUUUCAUUUACCAGCCCCGAAGGGGAAUCCUUUGUGGUGACCUAUAUUGCCGAUGAGAAUGGUUUCCAACCACAGGGUGACCAUUUGCCAACACCACCUCCAAUACCUCCGGAAAUCCAAGAGGCUUUGGAUAAAAUUGCCGCUGGAGGUGGACAUCCGGAUGAUGGUAGUGGUGGUGGAGGAGGAGGUGGUGGUGGUAAUGGAGGUGGUGGAGGCGGUAAUGGAGGUUAUGUUUAUUAA